Phalaenopsis equestris is the source of this 665-nucleotide messenger RNA. RefSeq lists its product as uncharacterized. The transcript has a single exon. The record is from RefSeq and is a predicted model, not a curated record. Lineage: Eukaryota; Viridiplantae; Streptophyta; Magnoliopsida; Asparagales; Orchidaceae. The coding region runs from base 1 to 462 and encodes 153 amino acids.
AUGGUCCGGCGGCUGGUCCGGCGGCUCUCCCCCGCCGCCCCCGCCGACCGCCUCCUCCGCCGCCACCACUCCCACUCCUCCACCUCUUCCUCCGACCUCCCAGACCUCGCAGAGGAGGAUGUUUGGCCCACCGCCACCGCUACCGCUACCUCCGGUGACAAGAACCGAUGGCGCCGCACCGGCGGACUGUCGAGAGCUUUGGACAGCGGUGGAGCGGUGGUGAUGUCGUCACCGCCGGUGGCUGUAACGUUUGGGUCGGCGCAUCUUGGGGGCGGGUAUGCGGGGGAAGAGGAGGUGGAGGAUGAAGGGGAGUGGAUACCGCCGCACGUGUACCUUGCACGUGAGCAGAGGAAGACGGCGAUGGCAACCUCGGUUUUCGAGGGGGUUGGCCGGACCCUCAAAGGACGAGAUUUGAGCCGGGUUCGUAAUGCCGUCUGGAGUCAAACCGGUUUUUUUGGCUGAACCGACUAAAUAUAUAUAUAUAUACUUCUAGUAUUAGUUGUUUGGAACGCCCAUUUUAAGAAAAAAAUAUCACCUCAGAAUUUUGCAGGUAGAAUUAUGUGCGGAGUCCAAUGAAAUCACGCAAUAGAGAAAUAUUUCCGGUAGCACAGGGGACUAUUCCCCGUGUUAUUCAGGUGUUAUUGCAUGUUAUUCAUGUGUUAUUG